AUGGGCAACCAGGAAAAAGACACCAGCGGAGGACUGGAGUGGCGAUGCUGUGACACCAAAAGCGCAAUGCCAGAAGCCAUGAUUUUCUAUAUUUUAUUUUAUUUUUUAGUACAGGUUUUUGAUACUCUUGAGGCAUUUUGUCCAUCACAGUGCACUUGUAUUUUUCAUGGGAGAAGUGAUGGGACUGGAGCAAGGUCUGUUUUGUGCAAUGAUCCUGACAUGUUUGACAUGCCUGUCAAUGUUCCCGUUGACACUGUUAAACUUCGGGUUGAAAAAACUGUUAUCCGCAGAAUUCCCACUGAAGCCUUCUAUUACCUAGUGGAUCUGAAAUAUCUUUGGAUCACCUACAACAGUGUUACUAGUAUUGACUCGAGCAGCUUUUACAAUCUUAAACAGUUACAUGAAUUACGUCUGGAUGGAAAUCUGAUAUCAAUUUUUCCAUGGGAAUCAAUAUUAGAGAUGCCUCGUUUACGAACCCUGGACCUACAUAACAAUAAGAUAGCAAGUAUCCCAGCUGAGGCAGCACGCUACCUAAAGAACAUUACAUACCUUGACAUAUCCAGCAACAAGCUGACCACUCUGCCUUCUGACCUUAUGGAUAUCUGGCCUCCAUUCUCUGACCCAUCAUUACGGGGUACAGAGCAACUUUACCAACGAGUUGUACUAGGUCUACAAGACAACCCUUGGUUUUGUGACUGCCGCAUUUCGAAGCUCAUUGAACUUUCCAAGAUAGUGGACCCGCAGGUGAUAUUCCUGGAUGUGAUGGUGGUCUGCAGUGGGCCUGAAUCUCUGACUGGAAUCCUCUUUCAAAAAGCUGAACUCGAGCAAUGUCUUAAACCCUCCGUGAUGACGUCAGCGACCAAAAUCACAUCCCCAUUGGGCAGCAAUGUUCUGCUGCGAUGUGAUGCUACUGGCUCUCCCACCCCACAAUUGAUCUGGAGUCGGACAAACAACUCUGCGGCCAAUUACACAGUUAUCCAGGAGUCUCCAGCAGAUGGUGUGAGAUGGUCAAUUCUAAGUAUGAAUGGCAUUUCCUACAAAGAUGCAGGAGAAUACCGAUGCAAAGCUAAAAAUUUGGCAGGCAUAUCCGAAGCAUCAAUAACUGUCUUAGUAGUCGGUGUGGUCACCACAACAGGAUCACCAUCCCGGCAAGGUUGGAGACCAGGGGCAGACCAGACAAUAGAUCAGCUGGCGGAGGAAAAGGAAGAAAUUGGCAAAACAAGCCCAGCUUCAUUCCCACUGCCCACAGUAAUAAUAUCUUUAUCACCAAUAGAGCAAACGACAGUACAACCAACUGUAGCGCCUACUACCACCACAACAACAACUCGGGUCUUAGAAAAGAAGCCACAGAAAACCUCCAAAGGCCAAACACAGGCUGCUGGUGGCAAGAAAACACAACUUUUCCAAGGCAAUAAAGAAGGAGAUGCGCUUAAAAAUGUGGCUGCUAAUACAGAAACAAAUUCUGUUGUCCGAAAUCUGAGAGUUAUUACUGAAACAGAGGAUCGGGUCACACUAACAUGGAAGACGCUGAACACCACAAAUAGCUCAUCUCUGACUGUCCUCUAUUCAAAGUAUGGUGAGGAAGAAAUGUUACGGUUGAGCACAGAUCCAAGUAAAAAUAAAGUAACAAUUGACGGCUUGCAGCCUAGCACAAAAUACAUGGCCUGUGUCUGCCUAAAAUCAGCUCAACCAAAGAAGGACCAAUGCAUUGUGUUCUCUACAGAUGUUCUACUUAAAAAUGUGGAGAGUGACUCCCAGAUAUCUGUCUUAGUAAUAGCCAGCAGUGUCGCCUGCAUUGUUGUUUUGCCUAUCAUCAUCUUUUUGCUUUAUAAAGUUAUAAAAUUGCAACGUAAACCCCCUUCUCCUGGUGAAGAAGACCUAUUAAAAGAGACUUACGUCAAAUUUGAAACACUGUCCCUUAGACCACGGUCAAUUAAUACCGGAGGUGAGCUAUGGACACGCAGAGACACAACUGAGUCAGAGAGACUUCUUUUAUGUUCAAGGUCAAGUAUGGACUCACAAGGGACUUAUAAAAGUGAAGGAUCCAGGCCCGAGUACUACUGCUAAUAUUUACAUUACAUUCUAAAAGUAUUUACU
Messenger RNA from Hyla sarda, 2097 nucleotides. RefSeq names its product leucine rich repeat, Ig-like and transmembrane domains 3 (gene LRIT3). The transcript has 5 exons. Gene Ontology annotation, molecular function: protein binding. The record is from RefSeq and is a predicted model, not a curated record. NCBI's taxonomy places the organism in Eukaryota, Metazoa, Chordata, Amphibia, Anura, Hylidae. The coding region runs from base 1 to 2067 and encodes 688 amino acids.